UUUAUGUGAAGGGACCAACUUCCGCUUCCGGUUUCUUACCAAUGUGUGGGAAUUGUAAACUUAAAAUGUUUAAGUUUUGUUAAUGUUCUUGGUGUUUCUGAGUAGAUCCUCGCGAGGAUAAACUACGAAUAAUUUUUCAGCGGGUUAUAUUGUUUGGUAUUUAGUUCUCCUGUUAGUACAGCACGUGCUAGAACACUAAUAACCUUGGUGUAAGUUACCAGUGAGACUCCGUCAUCCAAGCAGGAGGAAUGGCAGGUUUGGGUCGAGUCCUCAAGUCUGUCACUGCUUUGGCAAAGAAUGGUUUAGAAGCUACAUCGCGGCCAGUGUACAUGGUUUGUCGGAGCAAAUUUACAAGAUCUCGCAUUCCCCCACAGGUAUUUGAAGAGCGUUCCAAGGAACAUGAAAGGUAUGGCGGUGAUCCAGAGCAACCACAUAAACUUCACAUAGUGACCCGAGUCAAAAGUGCAAAGGGACGACCUUACUGGGAAAAAAAGGUGGUGAAAAGUUUAGGCUUAUUAAAGUCACAUGAGCCCAGGGUACAUAAGAACACACCCUCAGUGAAUAACCAACUGAAAAUCAUUAAGCACCUGGUUAGGAUUCAACCCUUAAGGCUUCCUAGUGGGCUGCCUUCAGAAGAAGAAAUGUCAGGUUCAUAUCUGAACAGUAAAGGGGAGCUGGUAAUUAAACAUUCUCAAGUGUCAGCAGCACAGAAAACCAUGGAGUCAUAAUUCAUCCCCUGUACAUCUUUCUUGUUUUACUGUCUAUUAAACUGCUUAUUAAAUAUUAAAGAGACAAAGUUAAAGAACAA
Messenger RNA from Clarias gariepinus (North African catfish), 808 nucleotides. RefSeq names its product mitochondrial ribosomal protein L30 (gene mrpl30). Gene Ontology annotation, molecular function: structural constituent of ribosome. The record is from RefSeq and is a predicted model, not a curated record. Gene Ontology annotation, biological process: translation. Bases 249 to 728 code for a protein of 159 amino acids. Gene Ontology annotation, cellular component: large ribosomal subunit; mitochondrion. NCBI's taxonomy places the organism in Eukaryota, Metazoa, Chordata, Actinopteri, Siluriformes, Clariidae. The transcript is spliced from 5 exons.